Messenger RNA from Acaulospora morrowiae, 1698 nucleotides. NCBI's taxonomy places the organism in Eukaryota, Fungi, Glomeromycota, Glomeromycetes, Diversisporales, Acaulosporaceae. The record is from the annotation of a GenBank genome assembly.
AUGGGUCCUAUCUUGGCGAGUGUCAUAUUGUUUUGUAUUGCUGUUAUAGUUUUGACGUAUAUAUUGUUCGUGGCCACAGUCACUUUCUUGGGAUUAAAUUUCACUACAUCUCACCUAUCUCAACCUCUUCUGAUCGGAUAUGCCGUGAUUCUAGUGUUGUUAUCUCCUGGUGUUUUCUCGGGAAUAUUUGGCGCUUAUUACGUAAUUAUUCUUCCUCGUACUGCGUCAUUAGUUGAUCGUUAUGUGAAAGAUUUUUACCUUACAUUUUCCGUCAUAACUAUAAUCGAUGUUAUAAAGAUCAUCCUUUCUUUUACGUGGAAAAAGCACUCAUUAGAAUCGUGUAUCAACGGUUCAAAGUCAACACAUGACGUAAUUCAGGACUGUUAUGACGCAAUAGACUUUAACAUCCAGGCAGGUCUUAUAAUCUUUGGAGCGCAGGAAGUUAUUCUUGUUUGUCUUGGAAUUUAUGCGCGCUAUUGUGCCAAGAGAAUCAUACAGGAGUAUAAUGAUAAGAAUGAUGUGAAAACAAAAAGAUACGAUUUGGAAACUCAAAUGGACUUUUCCUCCACUGUACAAAGUGGAAUUUUGGGACAGGAGAAUAAUAUGAAUCCUCAACUUAAUGCUUUCCCAUAUACCAAUAAUUCUACGCAAGUAACUAGUCCAAGUAGACCAGAACCUGUGCUAAAUAAUAUCCGAGUUGGAUCUAGAAAUAACGCGAAUGAUCUCGAAUUACAAGAUAAUACAAAUAUUCGUGUACAAAAUACUUCGACAUCUGAUCAACAAUAUGUGGCAUCAUUACGUUACACGUAUCAAACUCCGAAACCUAAUGUCAUGUCAACGCCAUUUCCUUUGUUAACAAGUACCCAAAUGACGCCUGAGGCAAAUUCACAAAGAGACAGGAUUCAACCGGCAAUGAUCUCUCAAAGCACAAGAUCACGUCGGGUGCCUCCUUCAGCCACGAAUUUUGUUGAUCAAUCACAACUCCGAAGAUUCCAACAACCAUCAAGUUCUCAGCAACAGCAGGGACCGUGGAAUCCAGUUUCCCAACAGAAUUAUUCGCAGAACCAGUACAACGACCAAGAUAUACGCACUUAUAGACGCUCAAAGAGUCAACCGCAACUUCGUCCUCAGCCAUUACCUUCAUUUGGCAAUUAUACGGAAAUUCCUCCAGUUCCGGCAAUCCCAAAAGUUGUCCAGCAGCCGCCAAGGGAUAGAACUACUUGGAAUAAUUCCCUUAGACAAACAAGUUCUUUACCAAACAUAUAUGAAGUUUCAUCCUCAGAGAGAUUUACUGAAGGAGCUCCUGCAGUACCUCAAAUCCCUCCUAAUUUACUUAGAAAUAAUCAAUUACAGCCUGUACUGGAAUCUAAUUACAAUGGUGCCCAGAGCGCACGAUAUGAAAUAUCCAUUGGACAAUAUAAUCGAGAUAUUUCAUCGGUAAGACAGUCGUUUUCGAGCGAGUAUAAUGUCCCCCUGGUCAUAAAGAUAAAAUCAAGACAAUCAAGGCCUAUCACGGGUGCAAACCAAACCUACAAUAAUAUGCUACCUCCGUCGCAAUCCAGAGGUAGUUCUAAUAAUUUAAUUUUAAAUGGUCCUGAUCAAUGGAUGGCCGAUAAUGGUACGAUGGUAACUCCUAAUAGCAAUUACAGUCAGCGGCGUUAUGAACAAAAGACUCCAAAAUCCAAGCAAUAUUAUUAG